This is a messenger RNA of Paramecium tetraurelia, 1698 nucleotides long. RefSeq lists its product as uncharacterized. The transcript is spliced from 7 exons. Gene Ontology annotation, molecular function: protein binding. NCBI's taxonomy places the organism in Eukaryota, Ciliophora, Oligohymenophorea, Peniculida, Parameciidae. The record is from RefSeq and is a predicted model, not a curated record.
AUGAAAUUAGGUUUCGGCUUUUGUUCUUCAAAUCCUUAUGACCCUCGUGCUUAGUAAGAAUUGGUGCUACAUAUUUCUAAUCAAGUUUAAAAGGGAAAUGAUUUUACAAUAAAAAUGUAUAGUUGGAUGAAGAUUUCAAUAUUGAAACAGAAAAUCCACAAAACAACGAAAUUGGAUCUAGCAGAUUUUAGAAUUCUUUAUAAAAAUCAAGAACUCUCUCUAAAUAAUGAAGAUCUAGAAGAUUAUGGAAUCAAAAAUCAUGUCACUCUAAAAUUGAUGGCUAGAAAAUAGGCAUAAUAGUUGUAUUUUAUCAACAGCAUUCACAACAUAUUGGAAGAAUCCAAGAAAACAUAAGAGUCAUUUUAAAAUGCCAAAUGGGCAGUAGAAGGAGCAUUCAUGAAAGGAAUUACACCUAAAUUAACUGAUUUUGGCACGCAAGGCACUUAUAUUUUGGAGGAUCUAAAUCAUAAACCUGUGGCUAUUUUUAAGCCCUACGAUGAAGAAGCAUUUGCUCCCAAUAAUCCAAGAGGAAUGAGAGCCAAAAUGAAUUCACCAGGACUUAGACAAGGCAUUUUGUCAGGGGAAGGAGUUGAUCGAGAAGUGGCAGCCUAUUUGAUAGAUCAAUAAUCUGGACAUUAUCAUAAUGUUCCCAUAACUAAUUAUGUAUAGAUUUGUCAUCCUGCAUUCCAUGAGGCUGAGGAAUACAAGUAAUUUUAAUACGAGAAAAUCCCCAUUAAAGAAGGAUCUUUUCAAUUGUAUAUAAAACAUGACGAUAAUGUUGGCAAUUUUGGGAGUGGGUUGUAUCCAUCUAUUGAAGCAAAAAAAAUAGCCAUCUUAGAUAUCAGAAUACUAAAUUGUGAUAGAAAUGAGGAGAACAUUUUAGUUAGAAAAAAAAAAGUCAAUCAACCAAUUGGACAAACUAGAUAAGCGUAUGACUACUUUCUUAUACCUAUUGAUCAUGGAUACACAUUUCCAGAUUCUUUCAAAAUAUGCAGAGAUGAAGUAGUAUGGUACCAUUGGGGUCAGAUGACUCAAGCAUUUACUUAAGAGGAGAAAAUUUUUAUUGAGAAGAUUGAUCCAAUCAAAGAUAUAUAAAUUUUGAGAGAGAAGGUCAAAUUAAGAGAAAUCUGUUUGAGGAAUGCUAGGAUAGCUACGACUUUAUUAAAGCUUGGUGCAUAAGCGGAUUUGACCAUCCACGAUAUUUCUGAAAUAUUAUAUAGAGAAGAUCCGGAUGAAUUAUCACCUAUUGAAAUUGCUAUUAGUAAAGCUGAACACAAUUACGAUAAUAAUAUAAGAGUGCCAAAAGGAUAUUCAAAUUUUAAAGAAAAAAUAUUUUCAAAUAAUUUAAUUUAAAAAUCUUUGGAAUUUGAUUAAUCUAAGUUAUAAAAUGAACAAAAACCUAAAAUAGGACAACCUUUCAUAAAAUUGGAGAUUAUCAGAGAUGAGGAUGAAAACAAAGAGAUUAAGAGAGAUUAAAUAAUCAAAAAUAAUUAAUAGAAUUCAGACAAAAAGUUAGCUAGGGUUGGUUCUUAACAAGAAAUCAAGAAAUGUCCUAAACCUAUUGAGAAGGUAUGGAAUGAAGAUUUCUACUCGCAUGUGACUUUCUUCUUACAACAAAUUAUUGAUAGUAAGUUACAAGAAAAGUCCCAAUCUCCUCGUAAAUACAGAGCUAGAUACAUAAGUGAAGAAGUCAAAUGA